AUGUUAUCAGCUUUCCAAAGAUUAACUGUUACUCAAUCCGCUCCAGUCUUAAGAGCUUCAUUCUCUUCAACUGUUCCAGCUUUCAAAGAUGUUGCCGCCACUUAUAAGGGUUUAACAACUGUCUACUCCUUUUUCAUUUCUGAUUUUUAUAAACAAAACGAAUUAGAAUUUAAAAAUAAGACAUUCGCUGAAAAGAAUGAACUUGUUUCCAAAGCUUGGAAGAACUUAACUCCUUCAGAAAAGUUACCUUAUGAAAAAAAACACUCUGCUGAUAAACAAAGAUAUUUUAAUGAAAAAUCAGCUUAUGAAGCCACUUUACCACCAAAAAGACCAAAAUCUACUUUCCUUGCAUUUGCAGCUGAUAUCAGAGAUUCAAUUGUUAAAGCAAAUCCAACUGCAACUCAACAAGAAAUUGCCGUUCUCUCUGGUAAAGAAUGGAAUGCUUUAGCUGAAUCUAAAAAACAAGCUUAUAAGGAUGUUUACAAUAAGGAACUUGCUGAAUGGAACUCCAAAUACGGUAAACAAGCUACUGCUUAA
Hansenula ciferrii is the source of this 537-nucleotide messenger RNA. It is a transcript of the gene ABF2, whose product is annotated as DNA-binding protein ABF2. The transcript is spliced from 2 exons. Lineage: Eukaryota; Fungi; Ascomycota; Saccharomycetes; Phaffomycetales; Wickerhamomycetaceae. The record is from RefSeq and is a predicted model, not a curated record. Bases 1 to 537 code for a protein of 178 amino acids.